Molecule: messenger RNA, 454 nt
Organism: Aspergillus ochraceoroseus IBT 24754
Lineage: Eukaryota; Fungi; Ascomycota; Eurotiomycetes; Eurotiales; Aspergillaceae
Exons: 2
Coding region: 197-454 (85 amino acids)
Source: RefSeq, a predicted model, not a curated record
CCAACAUCCGCAACUUCAAUGACGUAAAAAGCUUCCGCCAACGUUCAAGGUGCAAUAAAUAAUUCAACUCGAAUAUCUUCCUUGACUAUCCAUCGAUUUCACACUCUUCCCCACCCACUGCCUGCCCUCCAAACCCGAGAUCCCAUCUACUGUUGAAAAAAAAAAAAAAAAUCAAAAAAUCAAAAUCAAAAUCAAAAUGCCUAUCCCCGUAUACUACACCGAGGGAUGCCAAGAAUCCCACCCCUCCAGCGAAGCCCGAGCUGGCGAAAGUCGCGCCUCCGAUACCACCAACAGUGCUAGCAAUGCUUCCAGUACCGGCUUUGGAAGCGGCUAUACCUCUGCCCUGAAUGACCAGGGCGAGCCGUUGAGCAAAGAGGAGGCGGACCGGUUGUACGAGGAACGCAUGGAAGAGGAGAAGACGGGAAAGGAUCUACGGGGUGUGAUUGGCUGGUAA